GGACGGACGCCGCUGUCGCGGGCGGCCGUGAACGGGCACGAGGCGGUCGUGAAGCUGCUGCUCGACACCGGCAAAGUCGACCCGGACGCCAAGGACCGCGUCGGACGGACGCCGCUGUUGCAGGCGGCCGAGAAGGGGCACGAGGCGGUCGUGAAGCUGCUGCUCGACACCGGCAAGGUCGACCCGGACGCCAAGGACGGCGACGGACAGACGCCGCUG
Ilyonectria robusta is the source of this 219-nucleotide messenger RNA. Its product is annotated as ankyrin repeat-containing domain protein. The transcript has a single exon. The record is from RefSeq and is a predicted model, not a curated record. Gene Ontology annotation, molecular function: protein binding. The annotation marks the transcript as partial. Gene Ontology annotation, cellular component: cytoplasm; nucleus. NCBI's taxonomy places the organism in Eukaryota, Fungi, Ascomycota, Sordariomycetes, Hypocreales, Nectriaceae.